Aspergillus ibericus CBS 121593 is the source of this 2826-nucleotide messenger RNA. RefSeq names its product DUF300-domain-containing protein. Gene Ontology annotation, biological process: DNA-templated transcription; regulation of DNA-templated transcription. NCBI's taxonomy places the organism in Eukaryota, Fungi, Ascomycota, Eurotiomycetes, Eurotiales, Aspergillaceae. The record is from RefSeq and is a predicted model, not a curated record. The transcript has 7 exons. The coding region runs from base 1 to 2826 and encodes 941 amino acids. Gene Ontology annotation, molecular function: DNA-binding transcription factor activity, RNA polymerase II-specific; DNA binding; zinc ion binding.
AUGAUCAUCUCGGGCGCGAGUACGGUCUUGGCCUGUCUGAUCAUUUUCGCCUUGAUGAUGAGACAUGCGACGCGGUUCAGCAACCCGACCGAGCAGAUCAGAGUCAUGCGUAUCAGCAGUGUCGUCCCCGUCUACUCCAUCUUCUCCUUCCUCUCGGUCUGCUUUCCCAACGGCUACGUCUACUUCUCGUCCUGGCCGGAUCCGUUUGAGGGUGUUGCAUUGUACAGCUUCUUCUUGCUGCUGUGCGAGUUCAUCGCGCCCAGCGAUGAGCAGAGACUGCAGUUGAUUGCGACUCAGCAAAUCAAACCGUCCAGGUUGCGACGACGACGACGAUCGCCGCCGAUGGAUGGAUUGACCUGGUUCAGGCGGACUUAUUAUGUGGUCGUGCAGUAUCCUGCCGUGGCGCUGAUCACGACCGUGGUCGCCUGUAUCACUCAGGGCGCGGGAAAGUACUGUCUGGAGAGCAAGGAGCCCUAUUUUGCGCACAUUUGGAUUACGAUCAUCAAAAACGUGUCCAUUUCCUUUGCCGUCAUGGCCGUUGUCAAGUUCUACGCGCAGCUAAAGAAAGACAUGGAGGGACACCGGGCCCUGGCGAAACUACUGGCAUUCAAACUGAUUGUCGGCUUGACAUUUGUGGAAAGUAUCCUCUUCACCAUCCUCCGCACAGCCUCCAUCCUCAAGGCAUCGUCGGUCAUGACCUACACGGACAUCACGAUUGGACUACCCACCAUGAUCAUCUGCAUCCAGAUGGUCCCGCUGGCCUGCUUCUUCCACUUUGCCUACAGCGUCACCCCCUACAGUGUGAUGAAGCUGCCUCUAGCCAACGAGCCUCGAUACAAGCCUGUGGACGAGAUCGAGGAGAUCAAGGUGAGACAGAAGUACCAAGGAGGCCCGUUGGGAAUCUACGCGUGGGCGAUGUUCUUCAACCCGGUCGCGAUGGCCCGGGAGUUUGUCUUCCCCUUGACUUUGAUGAGGGCGGCGGCGCGGUCGCCAGAGCAUCAGGUCCUCACACCAAAGCAGCUGGAUGAGCGCCAAUCCCCCGCCGCUGCUCCUCCUCCACCGCUCAACCCGCGCAGCUGCAUCCCUUGCAACCGUCGCAAGGUCCGAUGCGACCGUCACUUUCCCUGCGGUCGCUGUGUCAAGGGCGCCGAGGAAUGCAUCUUUCCCGGGCCCAAGCGCGCCCCGCGUCAGUUGAAGCGUCCCCCGAUUGCUGAGGUCCUCGCCCAGCUGCGUCUCUUGGAGGAAGAAGUCCAGAAACUUCGUUCCCAGCCGUUGCCCCCAACGGCUGAUCCCGGGUCAGCGUCAGGAUCCUCCCCACUCGGCAUCCCCGCCGGACAGGGCCCGGUGGGCCCCAGUCCCCAGGAGGGUCGGCUGGUUGUCAAGGAGGGCCUGCAGUUUGUGAGCGCCGUCGGCGGCAACUGGCGGGAUCACAGCUUGCGCGACACUUUUCUUCAGCCCGCGCGAAUCCAAUCCUUGUGGCGUGUCUACCAGGACAAUGUCGCCCCGCUUAUCGCCGUCUUGCACAGACCCUCUGUCGAUGUCAUGAUCCGUCAGGAAUUGGACAACAUCAAUCCAGAUCCCGCCCGAGAGGCGUUGAUCCUUGCGGUGUGCUUCGCGGCUAUUGUUACUUUGCAGCCGGAGCAGUGUCGGCAGCUGCUGGGUCUGGAUUAUGACCAAGCCAUACAGAGCUACAUUCAUGCAGUCGACCAAGCGUUGGUUCGAGCCAACUUUAUCAAGACGCAGAACAUUUGCGUGCUUCAAGCCGCCGUGGUAUUUUUGUUGACUCUCCGCUACCGCAGCGAUUCCAGACUAGUCUGGGCGGCGUCGGCGGUCGUGGUCCGCGUGGCUCAGGGACAGGGUGUGCAUCGCGAUGGCGAAGUCCUAGGUCUCAGCCCGUUUGACGCGGAGAUGCGACGCAGGCUAUGGUGGAACAUUUGCAUACUUGACAUGAUUUCCUCGGAAGACCAAGGGACCGACACCCAAGUCCAUCCGGGGAUGUUUGACACGCGCCUCCCCUCCAACAUCAACGGGGAGGAUCUAUCCCCAUCCAUGACGGAGCUACCGCCCGAGAAAGUUGGUGCGACUGAUAUCACACUCGCCAUCGUGCAGUGUGAGAUCAUCUCCCAACUAUACUGGCCAAAUGGAUCUCAUGAUCCCAAGAGUCCAUCGAAGGAUAGUCGCGAAAGCCGGGUAAUGAAACUGGCGAGUCGUAUCCAGAACCACUAUCUGGAGCAUUUGAAUCUGGGUGUGCCGAUCGAAUGGGUCUACGCGACGAUUAUCAGACUGACCGUGUCCAAGCUCUGGGUCUCGGUUCACUACAAAGACCUAUGGAACCCAGCAACUGGAACUGAAAGUGAACUGGAAGUGUCGCAACGGGCCUGCGACGAAGCCUUUGCCGUUGCCGUCGAAGCGGUCGAAUUUACAAUUCUCCUCCAAACAAAUGAGACCACAUCACAAUGGUCCUGGUUAUGCAAAAGCUAUAAACAAUGGCACGCAGUGGCAUUCAUCCUAGCCGAGCUAUGCACCCGGCCCAUUACACCGGCAACCAAUCGCGCCUGGGAAAUGGUCAACGAGAUCCAUCGACAAUGGGAAGAGGAUGACUCGCAAACAAGCGUCAUGCUCCGAAAGCCCCUUAGGCGAUUGAUGGAGCGGACGGCCUUUGCUCGGAAGGCUAGGCUAGAGCCUUCUCCUUUGCGGGGGCCCCCGAAUUCGGUCAUUGAUCCUGAUGUACCAGGGAUUGGACCGGAUGUUGUUGUUAACUCGGAUUUGUAUUCGCUUUACUCGUCCGGGUUCGGUGAGUCAGAAUUGUGGAUUAGGGAGCCCUGA